Arabidopsis lyrata subsp. lyrata is the source of this 1495-nucleotide messenger RNA. RefSeq names its product RNA-binding protein 1. Gene Ontology annotation, molecular function: RNA binding. The transcript has 3 exons. The record is from RefSeq and is a predicted model, not a curated record. Lineage: Eukaryota; Viridiplantae; Streptophyta; Magnoliopsida; Brassicales; Brassicaceae. The coding region runs from base 172 to 1251 and encodes 359 amino acids.
ACUGAAGAAGCUAAAAGAGUUUUUAACUUUUAACUCUCUUCGUCUUCUCUCAUACGGUGUCAAAUCAAUCUACUGUUCUCUCUCCCUCUCUCCUAUCUGGGCAAGAAUCUCGGUUGAUUCCGAGAUUAAGGGGAUUUAAGACAAACCUGCAAAAUUAGGGUUUUUGUGGAUAUGGAUUAUGAUCGGUUCAAGUUAUUUGUUGGUGGUAUUGGGAAAGAGACUAGUGAAGAAGAUUUGAAGCAGUAUUUUAGCAGAUAUGGACUUGUGUUGGGAGCUGUUGUAGCUAAAGACAAAGUCACUGGUAUAUCCAGAGGGUUUGGGUUUGUUCGCUUUGCUAAUGAUUAUGAUGUUGUUAAAGCUCUUAGUGGCACUCACUUCAUUCUUGGUAAACCCGUUGAUGUGAGGAAGGCUUUUCGGAAACAUGAAUUGUACCAACACCCGUUUAGCAUGCAGGUAUUCGAGGGAAAAGUGCAACAGACCAACGGUGGUUUGCGUGAGAUGGCGAGUAAUGGUAAUAUUCAUAGGACUAAGAAGAUAUUUGUUGGGGGUUUGUCGUCUAACACGACUCAGGAAGAGUUUAAGAGUUACUUUGAGAGGUUUGGUAGGACGAUUGAUGUAGUUGUGAUGCAUGACGGUGUGACAAACAAGCCAAGGGGUUUUGGGUUUGUUACUUAUGAUUCGGAGGACUCUGUUGAGUUUGUUAUGCAGAGUAAUUUCCAUGAGUUGAGUGAUAAGCGCGUUGAAGUGAAACGGGCAAUACCUAAAGAAGGAAUCCAGAGCAAUAACGGUAAUGUUAACGUUAACGUGCCUCCUACAUACAGCAGCUUUCAAGCAACACCGUAUGUUCCUGAGCAAAACGGAUAUGGGAUGGUUCUACAAUAUCCUCCUGUGUUUGGUUAUCAUCACAGUGUCCAAGCCGUUCAAUAUCCUUAUGGUUACCAAUUCACAGCUCAAGUGCCUAACGUUUCAUGGAACAAUCCGAUUAUGCAACCCACCGGUUUUUACUGUGCUGCUGCUCCUCCUCCUCCUCCUCCUAGCAACACUCUUGGUUAUUCCCCUUACAUGAACGGGUUUGAUCUUUCGGGUACGAGCAUUCCCAGGUACAAUCCUGUACCAUGGCCUGCAACGGGGGAUGCAGCUGGUGUGCUAAUACAGUUCGGAGCUUUGAAGUUUGAUGUCCAUAGUCAAGCACAUCAGAGAAUGAAUGGAGGUAACAUGGGAAUACCAUUGCAGAAUGGUACAUAUAGAUAAUAGUUGCAGAAUGAUAAAUGCAAUUAGGCUCACAAGGUUAGUGAAAUUCUUUGGACUCUUUAAAAUGGUUUUCUAGGUUCCUCAUCUUUCUUCAUUAACUCUUUGGUAAAUGUGUUGGGUUGGUUUGGUUUCCAUGUAUAUUGUUUAGGUAUUUGAUUUUAAUCAACCCCAAGACCUAUGUAAUAUAUUACUGCAUUGUAAUAUAUCACAUUCAUUUCGUUUUAUUUUGGUGCUUUUAUGGUUU